Dermacentor silvarum is the source of this 4919-nucleotide messenger RNA. RefSeq names its product parafibromin-like. The transcript is spliced from 15 exons. The coding region runs from base 33 to 1943 and encodes 636 amino acids. Gene Ontology annotation, biological process: positive regulation of transcription elongation by RNA polymerase II; transcription elongation by RNA polymerase II. Gene Ontology annotation, molecular function: RNA polymerase II complex binding. The record is from RefSeq and is a predicted model, not a curated record. Lineage: Eukaryota; Metazoa; Arthropoda; Arachnida; Ixodida; Ixodidae. Gene Ontology annotation, cellular component: Cdc73/Paf1 complex.
UGCGCGGACUCGCGCAUGCGUUUCUAGCAAUUAUGGCGGACCCGUUGAGCCUGCUGCGACAGUUCAAUGUCAACAAAAAGGAUAUCGCUGAGAAGAACUCACAAAUAAUCUUCGACGAGUACUCCUGGCCGAAGACCGUAAAGACCAACUACCUCGUGUGGGGGUCCGGAAAAGAUGGGGCACCUCGGGAGUACUACACGCUGCAGUGCUUGCUCUUUCUUCUCAGAAAUGUGCACUUGUCUCACCCGGUGUACGUGCGACAAGCGGCGGCUGAAAACAUCCCGGUCGUUAGGCGUCCUGACAGAAAGGACAUCCUUGCCUACCUGAACGGGGAGACAGCCACAUCUGCCAAUAUCGACAAGAGCGCCCCCAUCGAGAUACCCACACAAGUGAAGAGAACAGCUGAGGAGCCCCAAAAUGAGGUGGUCAAGAAGCCACGUCUCGAGGAGACGCAGAUGCAGCGUGCCAAGGAGCAGUUUUCGGCUCGUUUGGAUGCUCCCAAGGAAGCACCUGUGGUCACUGAGCAGAUCAGGUCUCUGUCUGAGGCCAUGUCCGUGGAAAAGAUUGCAGCCAUCAAGGCCAAGCGCUUGGCAAAGAAGCGAGCCACCAUUAAAGGAGACGAUGACCUUGGCCUGGCUGACAUGCAGGGCAUCCUUGAAUACGAUGUGGACGUCACACGCGACAUCCUCAGUCGUGAGCGCCAGUGGCGCACGCGGGCCACCGUGCUCCAGAGUGCUGCAAAGAAUUUUGCCAAGUCCAUCUUCCCGAUCCUCCAGUCAAUCAAGAUGCGGGAGGAAGGUGUCACCACCAAGCAGGCGCAACCUGAACCCGUUCAACCACCCAGGGCUACCCCAGUGCGUGCAGCGCCACAGCCAGCCGUUUACAACAGAUACGAUCAGGAACGCUUCAGGGGCAAAGAAGAAACGGAGGGCUUCAAGAUCGACACAAUGGGCACAUACCACGGCAUGAACCUCAAGUCGGUGACUGAGGGCAGCCAGCCCAAGCGGCCCGUCCCUGCGGCCACCCCGACACCCGCGGCCCCUGCUGCCGCCCCCGCCACCACAGCGGCACCUGUGCCUCGGCCAGUGCCCAAGAGAGGUAAGCAAAGUGUUCUCGGAGCAUUUUGUGUACGAAGGAACAGAUGUGAACAUAGAAGCAUCAUGGUGUUGCCCUCCAAGACGCAUGUACUGAAAGGAGACACAUGCAAGGGUGGCAAGAACAGCAAGCUGCGCCUCACUGUGUUUUUGUGCGCCAACAUGGACGGGAGCGACAAGUGCCCCACAUUUGUCAUUGGGAAGAGUGACUUAGACGAAGCCUGCGAAGUUCCCACCGACGAAGUGAUGCCAGAACUUUGGUCCGCAGUCGAUGAGGAUGCUUCACGACUCGAAUUUCUGCAUGCGGACGACGCAUUAGUAACAUCAGAACUUCUCACCGAUGAGGUGAUCGUCGCAAACGUGCUUGAAUCAAACAGUGACGACGACACUGACGGCGACGACGGCAGCGAUGACGCAGUAGGGCAGGCUGCCUCAACGUUGUUCUCGCAAGAGGUCCUGCAGUUGAUUCAGUCCCUCCGGGGCUUUGUUUUCGCGAGGGACCUUCCGCUGCACUACGGGGAGUACUUGGAUGCCAUGGAGAAGGAUGUCGGCGAGCUUCGCUUGAGCGCACUUCUCACCUUGUGCCAUGAUGAGAGGUCCACUCAAAGGCAGAUGCACGUUGCGACAGACUCGUGCACCUUGUGUUAUGUUUGUGCAGUCAAGGCAUUCCAUCUCAAGUGGGACGAGAUCACACUGGACAGCAACGUGGCCAAGUGGGCUGUGCACGUGAUUCAACUGAGCAAGCAGAAGCGCCACCUUGACAGAGCCAACUUGCUCAACUUUUGGGAGGUGCUCGACAGAGUCGAGUUUCAACGUACGUGGACACAUGAUGCCGCAAGAAAUGCGUAGCAAGCUUUCACAAGCCACCACCACCACAACCAACACCACCAUCUACACUGGAGCAUAUGGCACCUUUACAGCCUCUAAAAUGGAUGCAGUGUUCAAGAACACCUGAGGUGGCCCUUCCGAAGACAACCAAGCACUGUGCACCAGGAUGGGGCAUCUUUGACCACUGCGUGACCUCUUAGUCAUAUCUUCGUGACCCCUUUCAUGCCUUCCUAUGUGCUCAUUCAUUGGCGUCAAGACGGUGUGCGUGUUUUUUUAUUUUCUUUUUUUUUUGUUUACAGCUAUAUGCUCGUUAUUUGGCAUCUUCCUGACCCCUUUCAUGCCUUCCUAUGUGCUCGAGCGUUCUUUGGCAUCAAGACAUGUACGUGUGUUGUUUUUUAUUUUUAUUUUUUUGUUUACAUCCAGACUGAAACCGCUGUGGAUUGUUCUUUUGCUACCCGUCUCUGUACGUCAAGCAGUGCAGUGGCAUAGCUUCUGCUGGACCUUGGUCGUUCAGGUGGUUUGCGAGGAUUUGCAGUGGGCCACUUUUGUUUUGCUUGCUAUUUGAAGGCCUGCUCUUGUUGAAAUAUGUUGAGGCCACCUUCGGGGGCGCAGUACCAGUGUGUGGUGAAAGGGGUGGGGUGUUCUGUUAUUUUUUCCCCCUGUCUGGUGAAUCACAAGCGAGUUGUAGCGAGCCUGUGGUGGACGAGAGGUGUAACCUUUAUUCAGGUGGUGUACUGCAUACUCUUGAGCUUAUGUCUUGUGUUUGCUGUUCCUCUAGUACAAAAGAAAGUGUGCCACUGAGGAACUACUUUCGUUUUGCUACAUGCACGCGUGUACGGGGGGGGGGGGGCAGCAAUGCUAGAGGAGCAAGGUAGAAUGUCCCCCCGACCAUUUUUCACCGACGAAGCUUGAGAACUGAAUAAUGAAUUUCUGCUUUUGCCUCCAAGUGGUGAACUGUGUUAUGACAAGUUGCUGUGCAACUUGGGCUUCCUCACUGAACUAUGUUGUUGUGGCAACAUUGAUGUUUGUUUUGAUGAGAUGAUUUAAUGACAUUUUGUUAGUUGCAAAGUCGGUCUUCUACCUGCACAAAUGAAAUAAAAGUUAGGCUAAAACUCUUAUGCCCCUUUUUCUUUCUUUUUUCUCUUUCUAACUGUUGACUCCUGCCAUAUUCUACCCUCUUCCACAAUAUUUUUGUCCAUUUACAUUGUAGGAAAUCAUCCGACAGUCAUAAAAUUGCACUGAUUUAAAAUACAUUUUUACUCUGUGGUAUUUUCAGCAGUAGUCGUCUUCAAGGCGUUCUUUUUCUGUCUGUCUCUCUCUCCUCCCCCCCCCCCCCCUUUCUUUCCUCCUGUGUUGUGAAGUAUCAUACGUGUAGGAGUGACUUGAAUAGUAGAGCUUUGAAAAAAAAAAAAAAGGCUGAUUUUGGCUUUGGGCACAUUUCUCCCCACAACUUUCUGAUACUUGUUACGCAUAACUUUUUUUUAAAAUUUUCUCUCUAUUAGAGCUCUGUGCAUUUUUUUAGCACUUUUUGAUACUUGUUACGCAUAACUUUUUUUAAUUUUCUCUCUAUUAGAGCUCUGUGCAUUUUUUUUAGCAGUGGGCUUGUCUUGUUCUUAUAGUGUAUUAUAUUACACAAUAUAGAAAAAUGCAUGCUGUGUCACUCUUGUGUAACGUCCUGUCUAAAAGACAUGUGGUAGUCAUUGCUGUGUGUGUGUGUGAGAAAGGAAAACGAGUGUUUAUCACUGCUGUGUAAAUAAGUUCAUUUCAGAGAGCAUACCCGUGGUCACUGAAGAGUAGCUGCAUGUUGACACACUGUAAUUUGUUCAUCAUUUAACUCGUGCCAGGUUGAUGCAGCGGAACCUCAGGGACAUACAGCAAAUUCUCACAGUUUUGCAUUGCAGAUCCAAGUAGACACUGCUCCAGUUUUGUGUAGAUCCACAUUGAAUGAAGCUGUUAGCUACAUAGAGGCUAAUGUGUGUAUUUGUCAAGAAUAUGGUUCUUAGCACUUGUGUAUUAUCAAUAUUGGAAACUGAUGGCUUGAUGCUGUCAGGAAAAACUGGAGCAUGCCUUAAUCGUGAAUCGUGGUAACUGCUUCUGGUGUUCUGCUGCAUCAUAUUCAUUCUUGAAUUGAUAUCCAAGUGUGAGAAUUUUCAUUUGAAUUGUGCACAACUUGGUGAGAAUGGUAAGAUGUUUUAUUUGCUUGUUAUUGCUGGGCCUGUGUUGUAAAGACAUCGCCAUAUUUGGUCUCGUACAGCCAUCUUAAAAAAUGGCACACUCUUGUAUGUACAUAUAGGGCACACAUACUAACAGUGGAGUCCUAUUGGGACAGCAAGGAAAUAAUGUACGCUCAGGGCCAAUGUCCUUUGCAAAAUAUAGAACAUGUGAUGCUGUUGAUAUUGUGCAUUUUCUUGUGCACAUUAUAAUUGGAAUUUUAGAAUGUUAGUUUCCUGUUUGCUGGUGCAUCUCCUCAGUUUGGCAUCCUAUAUAUGAGUGUAAAAUCACCAUGAGGCCCCAUGCAGUUUUGUAGUGUGCGCAAGGUGACUAUGUGCAUAGCCACUGUCUUUUUACUUGUGUUAUCUUUCCUGUAAGGGCAGCUCCGUGCCUGUUAGCAUGUCUGUUGCGAAGGUCGAAUUUUGUACAUAGUUAUACCACUAGAAAUCCUGAUGCCUGCAGCCUGUCUGCUGUAAAAGGUUGCCUCAGUUCUGUUUGAGAGUUCAUUAGUUGUGGCUUUAUGUUAACCCAUUAACUCCCAUGCUGCCCUUCCCCUUGCGUCCUUCGCACUGGUGUUGCAGGCUGUGCUGCCCACUUGUCCAGGCCACAGCUUCUCAGCAUUGCUUGCCAGUAAGCAACUGCAGUUGCCAGGCUGUUUCAUAUUGUUUAGUUUAGCUAUGGGGGGGGGGGGAGGGGGUAAAUAUUCGGCAGAGCCAUUAGAUGCAUGUUAAUACUGGAAACAGCGAAAUAAUAAAGGUCAGCACACAAAGUGGUGCUGCAAUACUG